UAAUUUUUGCCUAUAACCAUACUCGUGCAUCACUACUUGAUUCAGCCAAUGGAUCAGACACAAUGGUAAUUUUAUGAAUAUACACGGAUAAUCCGUGGAAAUAGUCAAUACGCAGACAUAUUUGCUAUUCGCACGGACGGUUGACUCAAGGUGGUAAUAUAAAAGUCAAAAAGAGGAAGGAGGUAGAGAGAGCAGCUGGAGCGUAUUAUGAAAUCAAAGACCUAAUCAGACAUGUUCGGCGAGCAGGUUUUCAGCCUGCGGCCGCUGCUGUCCACUGAGGACCAGGAGAUCAGACUGUGCGCUCAGAGCAGUGUCGGUCGACACCAGAUCCUGGCUCUCGUCAUUGGAAAUGGGCAGCUAAUUUUGUACUACAUUGUAUCGGACAGAGAACUGCCAGUGAUAAAAGACCUUCACUGGCAUUUGGAGCCAACGCAACAAAUUUGCUGUCUCUCUUUUGACCCUUCUGGCACUUGGCUUGCUGUCUCAUCCUGUGAUAGCUCUCUGUGCGUAGUUCCUGCCCUUGCCCUUGUUGACCCCGAGGCGGCUGUCGAUUUACGAUGGCAAACCAGCAACCUUACAAAGUUGCAGACGACAAAACUGAGACCAGUGGCCACUUCUAUUGUCUGGUGGAACAGCCUCGAUGGACAACAUGUGGCGAUUUUGGGAUCGGAAAAUGGGCAAGUUGCGUUCGUCAGCCUAACCACUGGCACCGAGUUGGGCCGGACAUGCGUUGACGGAGAAAUCUCCAAUCUGCACUUGAGCCAUGACAAUAGCCUUGACCUCGUCUUUCUAAUCAUUUCUGGACCAGUGCGUCAAUGGCGUUUAAUUCUGGAACAAAGAUCUGUUGGCUUUUGUUGGCCACUGGAACACAUGGAGGGUGAUGGACUAAUGCCCAUUCCUGUUCGCACCCGUCUGCAGAAUCUCAAGCAUCUCUCAGUAGAUAAAAUGGCCUCUUUGAAGCAAAUGCUGGUUGAAAACAAAAGAGGAGGCACCAGUAGUGUCAAAAGAGCUGCCGAGGAGCUGGGCGGUAAGGAAAUCAGCACAGUGCCUUUGGCUUUGCAAGGACCUGAAAUUUACUCUCCACAGUAUUCAAAAGAACGAUAUUUAAUUUCAACGUACAACCCCUCAACUCAACUAAUGAAAAUUUACCCUGCUGGUUUGGGAGACGAAAAAAUCCUCUAUGUACACAAACUCCCAUCAGAGGGAAAACCCCUUCUGUAUGCAGACCGUUUCAUUUUACUCUUUAACGAUGACACAUCCUCUCUCAUCAUUUCUUCCUCCCAAUUGUCUGAAGUCAAGUUUGACCUUGACCAAAGUACAGAUUCUGUUGUACAAAGGUUUGAUCUUAGCACAGGAGAGAAUGUGAUCGCCAUUCACAAGAAAUUGCGAAGCACAAUUGUGGAUGGCAACGGGCCUCCUCUUGGUCAAGAGAAUCCAAACUCUGAUUGUUUCAUUGUGAUCACGUCUAGGAACGUUAUUGAAGUUGGUCCCAAGAAACCACCUUCAGAACUUUUCAUGCUAAUGGCCUUGGACAGCGGGCAGUUGGAAAGUGCUGAAAAGCUGGCAGUUUUGUUUGGACUGAACAUGCAAAAUCUGCUGGAAGCGGCAGCCGACCAGAGACUGGAGGAAAGACAGUUCUCUCAUGCAAUCACUCUUUAUAAGCUUUCAAAGUGUCGUUAUCUCAAAAGUGCGCUAAAGUUUGCAAAAUGUGGCCAUCCAAGCGAGCUGUUGAGUUACAUACAAAUUUUGCUCUCUGCCCGGGACACUGAGCUCUCCUUAUCUGAAAAACUACACCUAUCCAAUUUGGCCAUGAUGUCUUUUGCAGAACAAAUCUUGCGCCAGUCGGCUCAAGAAGGCUCUCUACUUUUCAACAAAUAUCUGAGCUUUUUGAAAUGUAAUCUAUUCUAUGACGAAGUGUUGGCUGUGAAUAUUGCCGGUCAGACAAAAACCUGGAAGGUUCUCCAAUUUUUGGCUAAAAACAGAGGCCUAUACCCGGAAGUCUUGGAUAUUUUGCUAAAAGUCAAGUCAAGAGAAUGUGUAGUUUGGAACUGUCUAAGUGAUCCUGAAAUGCUUCAACCGUUAUUGCUGAACAAUAAACGCGCUAAGCUUCACAUGCAGCUUGUGACUGCUCAUCUGCCUUGCUUAGAGCUUGAUGUGUUACAGAAACUGUCCGCUUUAUACAAUCCGUACUCACCGAAAUUCAAAAGUCUAUUAGACGCUGCUUACCAGCAAAAGAUGUACAAGAACUCAGGAGCUCUAUCUUAUAACAAGGGAAAUACUCAAGUGCAAGAGUUUGUGGAAAUGUUUAUUGUUGUGAUGCUGCAACUCAUGAAAAAUAAAUCCUCACCCUACCUCAACAAUUUGGUGAAGCUAUUUAAGCCUGAAUCAAACAUUAAGUCAAAUAAAAUGGUUGUCCCAAAAUCUGGCCACACAAUCUUGAGUGCUGGGUUUUCUCAUGCUGGUCAUGUCAGAGGCAAGCAGCUCUACAUGUGGGGUAAUGGUGUACAUGGCAGUCUAGGCUGUGGACCGACAAUGAUCAAAUAUAUGACUCCAAAAGCACUUGACUUGUUUCCCGCUCUUGGAAUUCAGAUAUUCAGCAUCUCUUGUGGCAAAAAUCACUCCCUAGCUCUGACAUCAAAUGGGGUGUAUUCAUGGGGCAGCAGUCAAUUUGGUCAAUUGGGUGUUGGUCCAACGUGUCAUUCGUCACACCCCAGACUGGUUGAAGCCCUUUCCGAUGAGCAGAUAAUCCAAGUGUCUGCUGGUCAGUACCAUUCUCUGGCUCUUAGCAAAAGUGGAAGAGUCUUUUCAUGGGGAUGGGGAGUGCAUGGCCAACUGGGGCACCGAUCGACUGACGAUCAGUCUCUACCCACUCUCGUCACUUCCCUAACUGACAAGGUUAUUGUUCAGGUUUGUGGUGCCCAUGGCCAUUCAGUUGUUUUGACAGAAGAAGGUGAAGUGUGGGCCUUUGGUUCCGGCGCCUUUGGCCAGCUUGGUGUCCCGAACUUGCCAAAAAGCAGUGUUCCUUUGCAAAUUUUACUGCCAGAGAGGAUUCGGUUGAUCGCCUGUGGAUAUUUUCACUGUCUAGCAGUUAGCGCCACUGAAAAAUUAUAUACAUGGGGCUCAAGUUACCAGGCCCUGAGGCUCCACGCUCAGGCCCAGAAAAGAGCUCGGAUUGUACAAGAGAAACAGUUUGUGUCUGAAUCAGCUCAAGAGGAUGAAACUGCCGUUCAUCCUCCUCAGUUUUCACCUAGUCUAAUAGACACAAGCCAAGUGCAGGGAAGCAUUGUUCAGAUCUCCUGUGGUUUCCAUCACUCUUUGCUGCUCGACUCUAACAGUGAAGUCUAUUCGUGGGGUCGAGGAAUUGACGGGCAGCUGGGCCAAAUGAACCGCAAGGAAAUCUCGGCACCAUUAGCCCUGCAUUCAUUGACUGGACGAAACAUAGUUGCCAUAGAUGCUGGGUCUGAUUUUUCACUCGCCGUAGACAAGUCUGGAGUUCUGAUCUCGUGGGGCAGCAAUGCGUACUCCCAGUUGGGAUCCAUCCCUCAAGAGCCGAAAAAGAGCUUUGAGGGAAAACUGGUCAAAUACAAGAACAUGAAACGGGUAAUAAAACUUCCUUCUGGUCGCCAAUCAAUCGUAGAAACGCCAACUGAAGUUCUUUCGUUUCCUCAAAUGCUCAUAAAUUCCGACGAUGAAGAAACGGACCAGCAGGAAUGUGCUCCUGUUUGGAACACAAAAGAAUUGCCUUUUGACGCCGAAGGCUUACAUUUUGUCCUGGAAGUUCUUCAGGAUCUUUAUGACCCAACCAAAAUUUUGUCGAAGUGUUUGGAGGCUGAAAAUUACCAAGCAGCAGCAAAAGUUGCAGCCCUGCAGAAAAACUAUGCUGCCGCACUCACGUACCAGCUUCACGCUUUGGGCAAAGGAGGAAACAGCCACUGCUCGUCUCUUUUGUCACUUGACUCACCGCAGGGAGCAAUUUACUGCUUCACUGUGGAAGGUGGAUCUGAACAACGAGCCGACGAAGGGCAGGAGAUGCCAAAGGAGAGCAUGGCUGGCGAGGCGAGCCAUAUUGUUGAGCACUAUGUCAACUUCAUUGAGUCUGAGAGCCACGGCGUGAUUAAAAAAUUACUUGAGCAGGGAAUUGACUUUUGGUUGAACCAUUCUUUGCCAAUGGGCCACUUGGAAGAGCUGUUUAUGAAACACAUUUCCAAGUUCUCAAUGCCUCUAGGACUUAUGUUGUUUUGCUCAACUAAAGAAGACUCGCAACUGUGGAGCCAACUUUCUACGAGCUUUUGUCUCCAACUCUGCAAAGACAUUCUGGCCGGGAUGAACGAAAAAAAAGUUAUUCCCGAGUAUGUGGAGCUUCUGUCGCAAGUGACGUCGAUUCACAGCAGCGAACGCACAGAGGCAGAGAGCUGGCAAAGAGACCCCCACAGUCUCAUGGACAGUGUCCCUGACAGGGGCACGUUCAUGACGCUGAACGAAGGCCCAUCUAGUCAGUCCGAGGAGCAGCUCAUCUUCACAUGUGGCCAUCGGUACGGUCUCGACACCUUCCACCGGUCUCUGUUACCCGAAAUCGAACUGGCACUGCUGCGACUCAACCAGCCCCUGCCCACCACUGCCUCUAUCUUGCGCGAACUCUUCAGUCUGAACCCACUUGUGAAGCUCGCCUGUCCCAUGUGCGUCCUUUCUCAUCUGCAGGAGAGCACCUCGUAGCCAGUACCGCACAACGAAGGCCAUAUUUUUUGAUAUAACUCAAAUUGCUGCCACUUUUCCCGAAGAUUAUUAUUAUAUACUCACUAGUUCGUAAUUCAAUUGUUUACAAUCGCAAAAUAUUUGACAAUAGCAUCCAACUGAGUCAACUUUGAACACUC
This is a messenger RNA of Neocloeon triangulifer, 4871 nucleotides long. RefSeq lists its product as uncharacterized. Gene Ontology annotation, molecular function: protein binding. The coding region runs from base 232 to 4713 and encodes 1493 amino acids. The record is from RefSeq and is a predicted model, not a curated record. NCBI's taxonomy places the organism in Eukaryota, Metazoa, Arthropoda, Insecta, Ephemeroptera, Baetidae. The transcript is spliced from 27 exons.